AGCAAUCAGCUAAAUCAGAAAUCAGAUCCCAUCCAACGUUCAACCAGAUCGGAAGUGACAAUAAUUGGAUCUUUAUAUUGGUGUUUUUCUUUUGGAAGAACUGAGUGAUAAAAAGUGAUUUUUAGAACAAAAAAUGGCCGGAAAAAUUAGCGGCUGUAUUGUUUUGCUGUUUGCCGUGUGCGCAGUUAAAGUUUUGUCACUAGGAGGUGGCGGAUGUCCAGAAAAAUUCGGUCGUUAUCCCACUAGUCAAUGUGAUGCUUACAUCGAAUGCAAGGAUGGUGUACCAGAAGAAAAAUUGUGCCCUGACGGUCUAUUAUUCAAUAAAGAUGUUGGACCAUAUACUUAUCCUUGCCAAUACCCGAUUGAUGUAACCUGUGAAGGACGUUCUGGACUCCAACAAGCACAGCCAACCGAUGAAUGUCCACACCAAUUUGGCUACUAUCGUUUAGGGGAUUCCAAAAAUUGUGGUCAAUUCAUGAACUGUGCAAAUGGGCGCGGUUACGUAUUUGACUGUCCAGAAGGGCUUGCUUUCAACCAAGCGACUUACCAAUGCGAUUGGCCAGAUCUUGUAGCCGAAUGUGACGCCGAAGCAUUUCUGGGAUUCAAAUGCCCACCUGUUCCACACACACCUGGUCUUGGUGAACCUGAACAUCAAUUCAUCAGGUCUCCUCACGAUUGCCAACAUUACUUCUUGUGCGUUACCGGAAAACCACGUCUCUACAACUGCGGCGAAGGAAGUGCCUUCAAUGAGCUGAUCAACAGUUGCGAUGGUAUUGAAAAUGUCACCAGUUGUGCUGGAACCCACCGAAAUGCUGGUGCCCAAGUACACAAUUUAGGCGGCCAACAACAAUCAAACUUUGGUCACCAACAAUCAAGUUUCAGCCAACAACAAUCGUCAUUUGGUCAACAGCAAUCUUAUUUCACUAAUCAACAGAGCAAUUAUAGAGGACAACAACAACAAGGAUUUGGUGCUCAACGAGGGAGCCACAGAUUCUAAACGAAAUGUUUAUUUUAUAUAAAACUAAGUUAUUUUUUUAUUAAAUUAUAAUAAUUAAAAUAAAUAAGUAUAUAUAUAUAUAUAUACAUAUAAUGUAGUGAAUCAUAAAUCUAGUCUUAAGAUGUUUCGAAAGAAUGAAAAUUUCAUUAUAUUUUAUUGUAUAUUUUAUGCGUUUAUAAAAU
Molecule: messenger RNA, 1179 nt
Organism: Ctenocephalides felis (cat flea)
Lineage: Eukaryota; Metazoa; Arthropoda; Insecta; Siphonaptera; Pulicidae
Product: protein obstructor-E-like
Exons: 6
Coding region: 134-997 (287 amino acids)
Cellular component (GO): extracellular region
Molecular function (GO): chitin binding
Source: RefSeq, a predicted model, not a curated record